Molecule: messenger RNA, 2695 nt
Organism: Anneissia japonica
Lineage: Eukaryota; Metazoa; Echinodermata; Crinoidea; Comatulida; Comatulidae
Product: zinc finger protein 708-like
Exons: 3
Coding region: 243-2465 (740 amino acids)
Source: RefSeq, a predicted model, not a curated record
UCUUUGUGUACCAAGCAUAGCAAAGAGGUACCGGUGGCCAAGGUGUUUCACGGAGUCUGCAGCAGUCACGUAUCACAUGGCGAUGGCAUGUUCCAAUGUUGUUUUCUGAUCAGCAGGCGGUGGUUUCGAACAACCGGGAGUGCUAUCUUACAAAAAGAAAAGAAAAAAAACAAAAAAAAAAACGGUCUAAACUUGCGUAGUAAUUCUUUGUUUUCAGAACUUAGUCUGAAGAAGUUGCAGCUAUGUUGGGACAGAAAGUUAAAGAAGAACCUGGCCAUAGCAGUGUUUUUCACAGCUAUCAAAAAUGUUCAAAUAAUUUAUUAAUUUCUCCAUCAACAAAACCAAAUUCUGGAGGAUCAUGUGUUCCACUGAAAGAAGUGAAUGACAACGAAUAUGAGAAUAGAAGUAUUGGAAAGCAAGAAUAUGAGUUUGACAGCUUAAAGGAACAUUUGGAAAAUAAUAAGAUAGACAUAGAAUAUACAUGCACAUGUUGUGGAAAGAAUUUUGAUUUAAUUUCAUUGAGGGCACAUAUGAGACUUAAUACAAAAGUCAAAUUGGAGGAAAACAUUAAAAUACGUAAUGAAGAAAUGUCAUAUGAAUGUGAACAGCGUGGAUUGAAAUGUACCGAUUUUAAAACGCAUGCAAGGAUACAUACAGGAGUGACUGCAUAUGAUUGUGAAUAUUGUGGAAAGAAAUACAAAUUUAAAAGCCAUUUAAAACAACAUUUGAGGACACAUACAGGACAGAGACCAUAUGAAUGUGAACAUUGUGGAAAGAAAUUUACUAGAAGUAACCAUGUGAAAAGGCAUUUGAAGAUACACACAGGAGCUAAGCUAUUCAAAUGUCAACAUUGUGGGAUAAGAGCUAAUGAUGAAAGUAAUUUAAAACAGCAUUUGAUUAGGGUACAUAGCAAAGAUACACAUACACCAGAGACUCCUUAUAAAUGUAAACAUUGUGGAAAGAAAUUCAAAUCAGCUAGUCAUUUGAAAAGACAUUUAAGAAUACAUACAGCACAGAGACCAUAUGAAUGUGAACAUUGUAGAAAGAAAUUCAAUAGAAGGAGCCAUGUGACAAGGCAUUUGAGGAUACACACAGGAGCUAAGCCAUUUGAAUGUGAACAUUGUGGGAUAAGAGUUAAUGUCAAAAGUAAUUUAAAACAGCAUUUGAUGAGGAUGCAUAGCGAAGACACACCAUUUGAAUGUAAAAGAUGUAGAAUGAAAUUUAAAAGUAAAAGCAGUUUGACAAAGCAUUUGAGGAUGCAUACAAGAGAGAAAUCAUUUGAAUGUGAACAUUGUAGGAGGAAGUUUAAACAUUGCAGCACUUUGAAAACCCAUGCAAGGAUACAUACACGAGAGACUCCAUAUGAAUGUGAACAUUGUGGAAAGAAAUUCAAAUCAGGUGGCAACUUGAAAAAACAUUUAAUGAUACACACAGGAGAAAGACCAUAUAAAUGUGAACAUUGUGGAAAAAAAUUCAAUAGAAGUAGCCAUUUGAAAAGACAUCUGAAGACACAUAAAGGAGAGAUUUCUUAUGAAUGUGAACAUUGUGAAAAGAAAUUCAAAACUAUUAGUAAUUUAAAACAACAUUUGAGGGCACAUACAGGAAUGACUACACAUGAAUGUGUACAUUGUGGAAGGAAAUUCAAUAGAAGUAACCAUUUAAAACAACAUAUGAAGACACACGCAGGAGAAAGGACUCCUUAUGAAUGUGAACAUUGUGGAAAAAAAUACAAAUUUCGAAGCCAUUUAAAACAACAUCUGAGGACACACACAGGACAGAGACCAUAUGAAUGUCAACAUUGUGGAAAGAAAUUCACUAGAAGUAACCAUGUGACAAGGCAUUUGAAGAUACACACAGGAGCUAAGCCAUUUGAAUGUCAACAUUGUGGGAAAAGAGUUAAUGAUGAAGGUAAUUUAAAACAGCAUUUGAUGAGGAUGCACAGUGAAGACACACCAUUUGAAUGUAACAUAAUGAAAUCUAAAACCAAAAGCAGUUUGACAAGGCAUUUGAGGGUGCAUACAAGAGAGAAAUCAUUUGAAUGUGAACAUUGUAUGGGAAAGUUUAAACAUUGCACCUUUUUGAAAACAGAUGCAAGGAUACAUACACGAAAGACUCCAUAUGAAUGUGAACAUUGUGGAAAGGAAUUCAAAUCAGUUGUUCAUUUGAAAAGACAUUUAAGGAUACAUACAGGAGAGAGACCAUACAAAUGUGAACACUGUGGAAAAAAAUUCAAAAUAAAUAGCAAUUUAAAACAACAUUUGAGGACACAUACAGGAGAGAGACCAUUUGAAUGUGAACAUUGUGGAAAGAAAUUCAAUAGAAGUAGCCACUUGAAAAGACAUUUGAGGAUGCACACAGGAGCUAAGCCAUUCGAAUGUGAACAUUAUGGAAAAAUAGUUAAUGACAAAAGUAAUUCAAAACAACAUUUGAUGAGGAUGCAUAGCAAAGACACACCAUUUAAAUGAAAAGAUUUAGAAUGUAGAAUGAAAUUUAAAUACCAAAAGUAGUUUGACAAGGCAUUUCAGGUUGCAUACAUGUAGAAGAGAGAAAUCAUUUGAAUGUAAACACUGUGGAAGGAAAUUCAGUGACAAAGGCAGUUUACGUAUGCAUAUGAGGAUACAUACAGGGGAGAGACCAUAAUGAAUGUGAACACUGUGGAAAGAAGUUUUCUUUUAAUAUCAGUUUGAAAAAAAAA